Bursaphelenchus okinawaensis is the source of this 583-nucleotide messenger RNA. The record is from the annotation of a GenBank genome assembly. NCBI's taxonomy places the organism in Eukaryota, Metazoa, Nematoda, Chromadorea, Rhabditida, Aphelenchoididae.
AUGAAAUGUUGUACCAUUUUACUACUACUACCAUACAUAGUGUAUGCUGAUUACACUGCGGCUGUAAAUCAAUUCAAAAGUUUGGUUACGGAUGACUUGACAGAUAAUUUCAUUUCAUCAGCUGUCAACACAACAUAUGUUGGAGUACAAAAAGGAUGGACUUACAAAAAAGUUUCUAGUGGUAAGUUUUAAAAUUUUAAAGUAAAGUACAUACCAAUGUUACAAAUAACAACAAAUUUCAGAAGUCUAUAACAGUGUAGAAAACCAGCUAAGCGACCAGUCUGCCUUCUACAGUGCUGCCAUCUCUUUCUACAGCGAUGUCAGUGACCUCGACACUUUUAUGGAUGAAGCUUUGGCUGGACUAAAACCUAUUCUCAGCAAACUUUACUUCAAACUUCUGAAGAAGAAACCAUCUUCUGAAACCGCAUAUGCUAAACAAGUUAAAAAACUUAUGACAAAAAAAGUGAUCAAAAAGUGUUUCGCUGGUGUCAAGGGAAAGGUCAAGUCAAGCGAUUGGAACUACAUGGUUGAAGACUUUUACAACCUUAUCAAGUUUAGUCAGUAUGGCAUUUCUAAAAAUUGA